AAUGGUGAGUAAACGUAAUAAUGUUAAAGAAAACAAUGAAACCUGAGUUACCUAACCCAUUCAAUUCAAUUCAAUAAACAAGAGUUUUCUGUUUGUCUCAAAUAGUCUUUGCAUUCAAGUAAAGUUUGUUGAAGUUGGCCACAUUGAGUGAAAGAGUUGCCAACCUUCCCUAUCUCUCUCCUCCCCUUUCUCACUUUCUCUCUCUUCAUCCUCAGAAUCUUCAAACCCAAAAGUUAAAAUUAUAAAUCCAAAUCAAAAGGGUAAACAAAGUUGGGGAAACCAAACAUUAAAAAAAAAAAGUACUGCAAUAAUUCCCCCCUUUGAAUUUCAAAGUUUCUAGAGAGAGAAAGUUGCAAAAGAAAAGUUUAAAACAUUAUUAUAAAUUCCGAAAGCUUUUCUUUCUCUCAUGAGAGAAAAGCAUAAACUGUACAGGAAGUUUGAGGUGGGCUAACCAAAAAAAAGAAAGACAAAAAACAGCUCAACUUCCCCCUUUCAGACAUUUUGAAGAAAUUUUUAGUAAAGAUGUGCAAAUCCAGAACUCAGCAAAUAUAUAUAGCAAGUAAAUUACAGUAAUGUUAGCAAAAUGGGGAAGAAAGGAAGCUGGUUUUCAGCAAUUAAGAGGGUCUUUGCACAUAGCUCUAAGGAGAAAGUAGCUGAUGGAACAGAGAAGAAAACCUCUAAAGAGAAGAAAAAGAAAGGGGGUGGGAAGCUAAAACAUGGAGAUGGUCAUUCAUUCUUGCCUUUUGUCAGAGAGCCAAGCAGCAUUGAGAAAAUACUUGGAGAGGUUGAAAGGGAGCACCGAAUUACAAAUUAUGACCCUCCAACUCCACCUGAACAACCAAAGGCGGAACCUCCUCAUGUAACACCUCCGCCUGUUCGAACUGCUUCUCCGCCUGUUCGAACUGCUAUUCCACCUGUUCGAACUGCUUCUCCUCCUGUUAGAACUGAUACUCCUCCAAGAGCGCCCACUCCACCCAAGGCUGCUUCCCCUUCAAGGGAUGCCGUUCCACGGACUCCACCUUCACGGGAUGCCGUUCCACGGACUCCACCUUCAAGAGAUGCCAUACAGCCAACUCCUCUGAGAGAGCCCACCCCUCCAGCAAGAAGGGUAGCUUCUCCUCCACGAGUUAAAACACCUGUGAAUGCUGCGGCUCCGGCUAAGGUUCCUUCAUCAAGGUUUGUUCAACAACGGAGGCCAGAGCCGACGUUAAGGGAACAGCAUGCUUGUGCUACUAGGAUCCAGGCAGCUUAUAGAGGUUAUAUGGCAAGGAGGAGCUUUAGGGCUAUAAGAGGUCUGGUGAGGCUGCAAGGAGUUAUGAAAGGGCAUAGUGUGAAGCGUCAAACAUCAAAUGCGUUGAAAUGCAUGCAGAUGUUGGUUCGCGUACAAAAUCAAAUUCAGUCACGAAGGAUCCAGAUGUUAGAAAAUCAGGUGUUACAGCGGCAGGCUCUGUAUAAGGAUGACCAGGACCAAGAGAGCAGCUUCAGCAAGUGGAUGUCUGAGAACCAGGAUCAAUGGGAUGACAGCACACUGACUAAGGAAGAAAGAGAGGCAAGAAUGAAGAGGAAGUAUGAUGCAAUUGUUAAGAGAGAAAGAGCAAUGGCUUAUGCAUACUCCCAUCAGUUGUUUAAAUCAACUCCAAGAACGGCAAAUGGAGCUAUAGCGGAUUUCCGAUCAGGAGGGUAUCCCUACUGGUGGAAUUGGUUAGAACAACGGCAAGUACCACCAUUGACGCCAACUAACCGUUCACGAAGCCCUGUGAUAAAGAACUUCCUAGCAAUUCCAUCUAAAACACACAAGGACUUGAGUGGUAGCAGCCCAGUUCCCCAGUCAAGUAACCUUGGAGGUCUCGGGUUCAGUAAUAUGGAUACUCCAUCUCCAAGAUCCAGCAGGUCAAUGGUAGCCCCAAGAUCAAGACAGGCAAAAACCCCACCCAGUAGAUUUCAGCAGAAAUUAUCUCGAGGGAGUGCAGCCUCAUCACCCUUUAACGGACGAAUAUUCAAAGAUGAUGACAGUCUAAUGAGCUGCCCGCCUUUCUCGGUUCCACGUUACAUGGUGGCUACGGCUUCUGCUAAUGCCAAGUUUAGAGGCAGUCCCGUCCCAGAUAGCCCAAGCAGUAUCACAGAUGAGCCGAAAAGGCGGAUGUCAUUUCCUUUUACUCAAGGGGCUGGAUCUUUUAAGUGGAACAAAGGGAAAGAACCGAGUUCACCAAGCGUGUCAGGGAAGAACCAGUCAGUGCAAUCUAUAGGAAACUUGAGUGUUGAUUCUACAGUUUCUAUGCCUGCUGCUGUAGGAAGAAAGCCAUUUAACCGUUUCGUGUGAUUCUUUUUGUCUAUUUUUUUUCCUCCUCUACUCUCUCACUGUGGGCCUGGUUUUUACGUUACAUUUUUUUUCCAUGUUUUUUCUUAUCUACUUGUGAGUGCUUGUAAACGAGUUAAUUACAAUUGCUGAUGUAUACUAAUAAAGACGAUGUAGAAUGUGAUUGCUUGUAAGUACCUGCUUAUCAUUUUAAUUACUAUUGUUUGGGAUGUACUGAUUUUAAUGCA
Molecule: messenger RNA, 2544 nt
Organism: Spinacia oleracea (spinach)
Lineage: Eukaryota; Viridiplantae; Streptophyta; Magnoliopsida; Caryophyllales; Amaranthaceae
Product: protein IQ-DOMAIN 14
Exons: 7
Coding region: 584-2320 (578 amino acids)
Molecular function (GO): protein binding
Source: RefSeq, a predicted model, not a curated record